UUCUUGCAAAUGGCUGGAUCACAGAUCAUUCCUCAAGCUUUAUUCUUGAGCAACAUGCUGAAAGCUGUGAAGAUAAGAGAACUAAUGUCUGAAGACCUUGUCAAAUGCACCAAUGGAAUUAUCCAGCAUUUUAAAACUAUGCAUAGAUACACCAUAGAGAUGUUCAGAAUGUGUCAGUUUUGUCUGCCUUUUCAGAAACUUCUUCAAAAAGCCCUGAUUGACCAGACAACCCAAAACUCACUGGAACGUCAAAAGAAGUUAAACUGGUGUCGAGAAGUUAAAAAACUUAUGCCACUGAAGACUAAUGGAGAUGGAAAUUGUCUCAUGCACGCUGCUUCCCAGUACAUGUGGGGUGUCCAAGAUGUUGACUUGCUUCUGAGAAAAACACUAUUUAGUGCACUUAAAGAAGCUGAUACACGUAAUUUUAAACUGCGCUGGCAGCGAGAAACACUUAAAUCACAGGAAUUCGAGGCAACAGGACUCUGCUAUGAUACCAGGAACUGGGAAGACGAAUGGGAGAAUCUUAUUAAAAUGGCAUCUGCAGAAACAUCAAUUGCACAUACAGGUCUUCAGUAUACCUCUCUGGAAGAAAUCCAUAUAUUUGUCCUUGCUAACAUCUUAAGGCGCCCCAUCAUAGUUGUUGCAGAUAAAAUGCUAAGAAGCUUGCAGUCAGGUUCCAGCUUUUCCCCUCUGAAUGUUGGUGGAGUUUAUCUGCCUCUUCAUUGGUCAGCAGACGACUGUUACCGAUACCCUAUCAUUCUUGCUUAUGACAGUAUGCACUUCACCCCUUUGGUUAUUCUGAAGGAUAGUGGGCCAGAAAUCAGGGCCAUUCCAUUAGUCAGCUGUGAAAGAGGCAGGUUUGAAGACUUAAAAGUGCAUUUUUUAACUGAUUCUGAAGAAAGGGAGAAAGAAAAACUGCUAAGAGACUAUCUAAUGGUGAUUGAAAUUCCUGUACAAGGAUGGGACCCAGGGACAACACACCUCAUUAAUGCUGCAAAAUUGGAUGAAGGUAACUUGCCCAAAGAGAUUAAUCUGGUGGAAGAUUACUUUCAGCUGGUACAACAUGAGUACAAGAGGUGGAAAGAAAGCAGUGAAUAUACUGGGAAGGAAAUGGGUGUAAAGGACAGGCUGGAGUUGCAGUUAUCCCAGCUAUCCCUUGUGGAGGCAAAAUGUGAAACUCCCAACUGCCCUUUCUACAUGUCUGUGAAUACCCAGCCGUUCUGCCACGAAUGCUCAGAACAGAGACAACGGGCAAAUACAAUAAAGAGGCAGCAUUUCUGGACAGGCUCUGAGAAGCCCUGGGUAAAUAGGUCCAGUUGCCCCAAGGAAGAACACCAGCAGCCUCCUGCCUGGACUUCUGAAAAUUCCAGCACAGAGCCCCAUUCUGCACCUCCCACAGCUCCAAGUCUUUUUCUAUACAGUGAAACAACUGCUAUGAAAUGCAGGACCCCAGGCUGCCCUUUUACACUGAAUGUGCAGUAUAAUGGACUUUGCGAACGUUGCUACAACUCUACAGAGGUCAUUCCUUGCAAUAGCCCAAGUGACCCGAGGCAUUCAAAUUAUGUGACUUGCACAUCCUGCCUUAAGGACACCAAUAGGACCUUCAAUGGAAUGUGUAGCACUUGUUUCAAACGGACUAGAGACCAUUCCUCAAAUGCCUGCUCUGGUGCUAUGCCUUCAAGCCAUCAGAGAUCCACAUCUGAUCCGCAAAGUUUUAUGCAGCAUUCCUGCCACACAGUGACCAACAGCAAUAGGGUGGAAGUGCCACCAUAUGUUCAGCCCCAAAGAACAGAAGAGAGGGUGAGAAGCAGUAAAUGCAGGAAGCCUGGCUGUCAUUUUUUUGGGACUGUCCAGAAUGAAGGCUUUUGUACCUUGUGUUAUUUUGAAUAUCAAGAAAAUAAAGAGGCUUCCCUGCUUCAUCACAGAAGGUCUCCUGUGGGUUCUCCUGUUUUGGAGCAUCCUGGAAUCUCAGCUGCCGUCUACCAGAACACCGUUUCCUGCCCGGGCCGAGAGUGUGGCACAAUAGGGAGCACAAUGCUUGAGGGAUACUGCCAGAAAUGUUUUAUUGAAGCGCAGAGCAAGCGGCUCCGUGAAGCCCGAAGAUCUGAAGACAAAAUAGUGAGACAAUCAGAGCAAACGGGACAACAUCAAGAUUUACACCAGAAAACUUCAAGCGCUCAAAAACGCAAAUGUACUAAAGCUUCAUGUAGGAAUAAUUUAGCUUCUAGGAGUGGGGAAGUGUGUCAAGAAUGCUUGCGUGUCAGCCAACGGGGACAGUCUGGAACACCUCAGGUAGAACCUCCAGCAGAUGAACUUCCAAAACAGCGCUGCCGAGCCCCUGCCUGUGACCACUAUGGUAAUAACAAGUGCAGUGGCUACUGCAAUGAGUGCUAUCAGUUCAAACAAAUAUAUGGAUAGCAAAUGCCUUUUUUUGCCUUGCAAAAGAAAAAAAGAAUGGUGCUAUAUCCAAAACACUUAAUUGUCUUGCUAUGACCUGAUCUUCACUCUUUGUGAAAAGGUGACUUUGGGGGGAAAACAAUAAGCUGAUUUUUUGAUGUGUGCGUAUAGAGAUACCCACAUGUAUGUAUGUGUAUAUAAAGGCAGAUUGGUGUAACAUCCAGAACUAUGCAUGGUCCAGAAUGUUGUAUCCUGGGACAGAAAAGCGGGUUGCUUCCAGCACAAAUGGUGAUUGGCAGGACAUUUUAUACUUGACUACAAAACCCUUUUUCUCCAAAAUACUUUGGGUUCUGUUCUGUACUGAAUAUGUACCUGUAGGAGAGAAAUAGAUAAAUGCUGCUCUUUGCAUGCUCUUUUUGCUGAUAUGUCUCUUGCAUUCUGUCUAAAUUAUGAGCAUUCUGAGUGUACUGAAACCAGCCAAAGAUUUGAAAUGAACAGUUUUCUACAACAGUCAUCAAAAUUGUAUGUCUGAUUGCUCUGAAAAGGUUGAUACGGUAGAGCUAAGACUGAACAAAAUAUUAGGAAGUUGUGGGAGAACUUUUUACAAUUUUUGCUUGCUUACCCUUUUUUAAGUGGCUGGCUGCUGCUAUUUUACUUGUUAUAUUUAGUAUUUUUUACAUUUUUUCCAAAUGAAAGUUUUAUGCACUUAGAACAGCUGUAACCCCAUAAAAAUUUGGCCUUGGGACGCUGACUGUUGUUUUUCCAUUUACUGUUCUGUGUGGUUUGAAUGAGGAUGUAGUUACUGGACCUCUUCUAAUUUAGAAUGUGAAAGAACAUAGGUACUUUUAAGUAUAUCAUUUGGGAGGGGAAAAAAACCAAGGGGGACAUGAGAAAAAGAAAAGUUCCUGAAUAAAGGUAUUCAUGUAUAUUGGUUGACAUGGAAACAGACUGACAGAUUAGGAAGAACCUAGUCUGUGUCCACUGAGAGGGUCUAACAGUGAAUGUCCUGUAUUGUUGAUGAUAUAACAAAGCUGCUUUCUCUUCAUACCUGGCCUCGACUAGUUGAUCAAAAGUUUGCUGAGCUGUCCCAGCCCUUUUGGAAUUUACUGAGAAAUAAGGUGGAUCUCCUGUGGGUCACUGAGUCCUUACAGUUAAGCCUUAACUUCUGGACUAUGACCUUCUCAAAGGAGGCCAGCUUGUUUUUUAUUUGUUUUUCACUUUUACACCUCCCUACAGUCCUCAGUUGUAUCUGAUUGGUGAUAUAUUUAAUACUGAGGAGAAAAUAUAUUCUGUAUUAUUUGUAAGAGGGCCACUCCUGUAAAAUCCUAUUUAUUUCGACAGUGCUUGGGAUCAGCUUUCACUCAGGGUUCUCUUUCUGUGUCUAUCUCAGGCCAUUGUCUGCCACAUCUGCAUAUUAUUCUGGGUUAAGCACCAAACAAGAAAAUGUCUGGAGCUCUGCCAUCUAAAUCUUCCAUUUUUCCCCGGGCUCUCAUGCACCUCUUAUUCUCUCUCUGAAUAUGACUGGGGGGGGAAAAGCACCUACGCUGAGGCUUCUUGCAUUUUGUACGUGUAUAUAUAAUCCUUCAUUAUAGCCUCUUCUCCAUUAUGAGAAACACUGCUAAUGUCACAGUCCUUUGCUGUUGAAAUUUCUUUAUAUGAUUUUGUGAUCUUUGUUCAAUGUGAAGACAUAUUUAAAUAUUUAUAUUAUUUCAAAAACUGUAAUUUUGAAAUUUGCACAUUUCCAAUACAAUAAUAUACUCUUUAUUUCAUUCUUGUCCUCCUUAAAAACAAAUCCUUCUUGUAAAUAUGGAAUGGGGAAGAUGAUGAAGGGAAAUCCAGCAGCAAAAAUAAAUUAUUUAAGGAUUUGCUUAA
Molecule: messenger RNA, 4269 nt
Organism: Candoia aspera
Lineage: Eukaryota; Metazoa; Chordata; Lepidosauria; Squamata; Candoiidae
Gene: TNFAIP3
Product: TNF alpha induced protein 3
Exons: 8
Coding region: 10-2418 (802 amino acids)
Biological process (GO): positive regulation of Wnt signaling pathway; cytoskeleton organization; cell migration
Cellular component (GO): cytoplasm; nucleus
Molecular function (GO): zinc ion binding; cysteine-type deubiquitinase activity; DNA binding
Source: RefSeq, a predicted model, not a curated record